GACGAGCCGUGUUCUGUGUCGCUCCCGACAGCGUAAGCAGCAGACGACGUGUGACUUGUGUGCCGCUCCUCGAGUGACCGGGAGCAGACGACGCGCUCUGACUCAGCCGCUCCCGAUCAACCUUCUUCAGGAGCAGACGACGUGGUUUUUCCGCAGUGAACUUGUAUAUAUGCCGCUCCUCCCGCUCACAGCCGCCGUGUAGAUUUGUGUCUUGUGUGUUCGGCGAUGGCGCUUGGGCCUGCGCCCGCUCCAGCGGCCGUGUUUCCCGCGUCGGCCGCGGCUCCGCCUCACCCGCCGAUGCUGAUGCUGCCGACGCUCAACUUUUCCGUGGGCCAGGUGGCCGCCGUGUGCGAGACGCUCGAGGAGAGCGGUGACGUGGAGCGGCUCGGCCGCUUCCUGUGGUCGCUGCCCGUGGCGCACCCCAACUGUGCCGAGCUGAACAAGAGCGAGGCGGUGCUGCGCGCCCGGGCGCUGGUAGCCUUCCACGCGGGCAACUUCCGCGAGCUCUACCGGAUCCUGGAGGGCCACCGGUUCGCCAGAGGCUCGCACGCCAAGCUGCAGGCUAUGUGGCUCGAGGCGCACUACCAAGAAGCCGAGAAGCUGCGCGGCAGGCCUCUGGGACCCGUGGACAAGUACCGGGUGCGCAAGAAGUUCCCGCUGCCGCGCACCAUCUGGGACGGCGAGCAGAAGACGCACUGUUUCAAGGAGCGCACGAGGUCGCUGCUUCGAGAGUGGUACCUCCAGGACCCCUACCCGAACCCGACCAAGAAGCGGGAGCUGGCGCAAGCUACGGGGCUGACGCCUACCCAGGUGGGCAACUGGUUCAAGAACCGGCGCCAGAGGGACAGGGCGGCGGCCGCCAAGAACCGGUUGCUUCAGCAGCAGAUGCAACAGCAACAGCAGCUCGCCCAGCAGGGCUACGGCAGCUCGAGCAGCACCAGCUCGACCGGCUCCAACCGGAACCACAACCACCACGGCAGCAAGAACGGCACUUCCGGUUCCGGGGGCUCGCACCACCACCAGGGCUCCUCGGUGACUGCGGGCGGAGGAACGGGAGGCGGCACCGGUGGCGGUCACCACCACCGGACGUCCUCUUCUUCCUCCACGGCCGUGGACACCCGGAGGUCCACCACCGGCGGCGGCGGCGUCGGCCCCAAGUCGCCCGGCAUCGGCGACGACAACAGCUGCGGUAGCUACGGCGACAGCUCGGCGGCGCCGAGCUCGCCGACCCCCUUGUCGACCACGUCCGAGUCGAGCCGGAGUCCGAGCCCUCGGCAGCCCCAAUGACAUGAGGCCCCGCCCGCCCUGAUGGCCGGGGCGGGCGGUGGGCUCGCGCUGAACCCCAGCUGCCUAGUAGGCGGUCCCGCGGCUCCGGGAGUGCCGCUUCCGCCAGGACUGCCGUUGGCCACGACGGCCGUACCGCUGGCCGACGCCCUGCCGUCGUUCGAGCAGUACCUCCAGUAUCUGUUCAUGUCCCUGCCCCCGCCGCCGACGGCCUUCUACGCGGCCGCCGCGGCCCACCAGCAGCAGGCGCAACAGUUGCUCCAGGAGCAACAGCUCCAGCAGCAGCAGUUGCUCAAGAAGCAGGCGGCGGUGACCGAGACGACGGACGACGUCGAAGAGAAGGUCGACGUCGUGUCCUCCACGCCGGAGCCGGCGUCGGACGAAGAAAAGUGAAACCUAAAGAAGAACUCGUUGCGGGGCAAGUUGGUUGACGCUUGGGAGGAACGGUCGCAGCGCAAGCAAGCCGUGCGUAAAGAACAGCUAUAGACGGGGUUGAAGACAGGACAGCACAAGCUCUACUGUCCUUUCUUCAGUUCCUCGCAUCCUUCUUGUUUGCGCGAAAAGUUCGACUCCUCAUCGCCUUCGUAUACAGUGGAAGCUUGUAGGUUCGAGACUGCAUGACUUUGCGGUGGAGAGCACGACGACGAGGACGAAGCGCAAGGACAUAAGCUGUGUGUCCUGGACUGGAGAAAAGGCCUCGAAGUUGUCCUGCUUGUCCUUGUCUUCUGGCACUGUGAUAUAUCUGCGGCAUCUUCGCUCCGUUGAACAAGAAAGGCCGUCACUCUCACCUUCCUCCAGCCUCUUACGGGAAAUGUAUACAAGACAUGACGUCACGUUUUCGAGCGUCCGAGAAAGUGAGGCGUCCGCACGUGUGUGUCUUGAAGUACAGCUUCACGGACGAGGGACAUCUUUGCAAUGCUUUGUUUUUUUUUUUCACUUUUUUUGUGAUGAAAGUGACUGUGGUGGACUCAGACAUUUUUCCCGUGCUGGACGCACAGAUCGGAACACUCUUGCUGCGAGUGAGCGUAUCGUGGCGUGUGUGUAUGUGUGUGUGCGCGUGUCGGCGCGUAGCUCUUGCGCAUGCGCAACUUGUGCCGCGCGGACGGGUUUAGAAAGAGACCUUCACGCGCACGCUUAUCUGCGUGCGUAUCUCGGACGAUCGAACACCUUGGACGUUUCCCUCCCACCGAAGAAAAAAAAACGACACGGCAACGAGGAGUGGGUUGCCAGAAACACCACAUCAUAUUUUAUGUGGCUUCCGUGUGUAGCCGUGGGGUUCUUAUGUAACUAUGUAUUUACGCACUAGGCGCCGUGAUCGCAUUAUGCGGCAAUAGCGUGCGAGUCGAUUCCAGAGGCUCCUUGCGGUGAUUUGUGUCUGAAAUAAUCUAAGAGUCCUAUACGAGAAAAUUCGGAGCGCGCGUUCUUUGUCAGGCAUUUUUAUGGUCAUUUUUUUUUUCGAGAGACUUUUGGACGUUCAGUCGGAGUGGUGAGAAGGUGCUUCUUUCUUCUUUUGAGCUACGAUGUGAGCGAUGACUGAUUUGAAAGACAAAUUUUGGGUUUUCGGGAUCAUUGGCUAUUGGAGAUCAUCGUUGAGAUGACCUAUGCACCGGUGUAGAGUGUUCUGGGUGAUGUCUAUACAAAUCAGCGUCGCAAUGCCAUUAACAUCAUGGGAAAAGAAAGCACUUCACUUUGGUCAGUGCAUCAGACGAAACGCUCCAAUUGGAUGACCUGUUUCACUUGCUGUAACAGAUAUGCGCUUUGGGUCAUCUUGGUGGAACCGAAAACCAACUUUCGCCGCGGCUAAAAGCCAUGUUUUCCAAGACCACGGAUGGGCGGUGGCCUUCUUUCCGAAUGGGAGCACCUUCUCGCAGCCGAUAAAGGAAAAUAUCUUUUUGUUUUGUGUGUGUGUGAUCGGUGACCAUUGACAUCUUCAGAACACAUCACGGAUGCCCUUCUUUACUUUCACUUUCUUCUUUCUUUUUCUUAUGCGUUACAGCCAGGCACGCAAGUUAAUUGAUGCUGUUUUGAAUCUCGCGCGACAUCGAGACGGCGCGCGUUCACGGCGUAUCGAUGCGGACCUUGUGCGCAUGCGUGAUACUGUCGAAUGCUUCCUCAAACUUUAUCUAACUACGCCACCACGGCGGGUACGAAACCUUCGCACUCAGAAAGUCAAGCGCAGUGUUGGAAUGUUACGUACCAUGUACGCGUGUGUCAGUGUAUGUGUACGGGUGCCUCGUGUUGAACACGCCGCUUCGAUGCUCUUCUUUUUUUCUUUUUUUAACUUUCUAUCAUUUUUUUUCUGUGUCACAGUUGUGCGAUUUUGCAGUAAACAUUUGUGGACGGGAAAAGAUAGAAGGGACUAAAAAAAAAUCAGCG
Messenger RNA from Dermacentor silvarum, 3660 nucleotides. Its product is annotated as homeobox protein SIX6. The record is from RefSeq and is a predicted model, not a curated record. NCBI's taxonomy places the organism in Eukaryota, Metazoa, Arthropoda, Arachnida, Ixodida, Ixodidae. The transcript has 2 exons. Bases 226 to 1287 code for a protein of 353 amino acids. Gene Ontology annotation, biological process: regulation of transcription by RNA polymerase II. Gene Ontology annotation, cellular component: nucleus; transcription regulator complex. Gene Ontology annotation, molecular function: RNA polymerase II cis-regulatory region sequence-specific DNA binding; DNA-binding transcription factor activity, RNA polymerase II-specific.